Molecule: messenger RNA, 1944 nt
Organism: Xyrauchen texanus (razorback sucker)
Lineage: Eukaryota; Metazoa; Chordata; Actinopteri; Cypriniformes; Catostomidae
Gene: cdc50aa
Product: transmembrane protein 30Aa
Exons: 7
Coding region: 211-1329 (372 amino acids)
Biological process (GO): phospholipid translocation
Cellular component (GO): Golgi apparatus; endoplasmic reticulum; plasma membrane
Source: RefSeq, a predicted model, not a curated record
UGUUUACCGUCCUGUCAUGAGCGUCUGUGCUACGGGAGUAAUCGUCGUUUCUGUUAAUGGUGCUUUCAUGAGGCGUUAACACACACACAUAUCAAUGAUAUCAGCGAUAUCAUACACACGACAUCCUUUCAUAUCAAAUUAUACAAAAUAUUUGAAGGUACAUUAAAGUGUCUGGUCGUUGUCCGUUUGCCUUUAGAGCAUUAAAGAGCGAUGAUGGCGUCCAGCUAUAACGCGAAGGAUGAGGAUGGCCAUCAUCCUGGAUCAGUCGGCUCCGGCGGCCCGGGCUCUGUCAAAAGCAAGAAGCCCGAUAACACUGCCUUUAAACAGCAGCGAUUGCCCGCAUGGCAACCCAUCCUGACCGCCGGCACCGUCCUACCAGCCUUCUUCAUAAUCGGAUUAAUCUUCAUCCCCAUUGGGAUCGGACUCUUCGUCACCUCCAACAACAUCAAAGAGUUUGAGAUUGACUAUACUGGUGUUGACAUGUCCAGUCCCUGUUUCAACUGCUCGCACAACUAUAACUGGAACAGUACAAGUGCCUGUACUUGUUCUGUGCCCUUCAAUCUAGACCAGCCUUUCGAGAGUAAUGUUUUCAUGUAUUAUGGACUCUCCAACUUCUAUCAAAACCAUAGACGUUAUGUCAAAUCAAGAGAUGAUAGUCAGUUGAAUGGAGAUAAAAGCUCUUUACUGAAUCCAAGUAAAGAGUGUGAGCCUUAUCGAAUAAGUGACAAGAAGCCCAUAGCUCCCUGUGGUGCUAUUGCUAACAGUCUCUUCAAUGAUACUUUGGAGCUCUUUUAUAUCCAUCCAAAUGGAAGCAGAAUACAUAUUCAUCUCGUAAAGACGGGCAUCGCUUGGUGGACUGAUAAGCAUGUGAAGUUCAGAAACCCUGGAGGAAACAAUAACAACCUUUCUGUAGUGUUCCAAGAUACAAGCAAACCUGUGAACUGGCACAAGACCGUUUAUGAGCUGGACCCCAUUGAUUCUGAGAACAAUGGCUUCAUCAAUGAGGAUUUUAUUGUAUGGAUGAGAACAGCUGCCCUACCCACCUUUAGAAAACUCUACCGUAUCAUUCAGAAGAAGAAGGACAACAUGACCCCAACGUUACAACCAGGAAACUACAGCCUGGAAGUGACCUACAAUUACCCGGUGCGCAGCUUUGAUGGCCGCAAGCGUAUGAUUCUCAGCACGAUUUCCUGGAUGGGAGGGAAAAACCCUUUCCUGGGCAUCGCCUACAUCACGGUGGGCUCCGUGUGUUUCUUCCUGGGAGUGGUGCUGCUGAUUAUUCACCAUAAAUACGGGAACCGCAACAACAAUGCUGACAUCCCAAAUUAACAGAUAUCAGCACCCUGCAAUCUACACCUAUACACUGAUGUGAGAUAUACAAGCAUGAGUCACACAGUUACAGUUUAUAUAUAAUCUGUCAUAUCUCAUGCUGGAAGAUAGGUAGCCAGAGGGACUACUUGCAAAUGUAUUGUUUAUGCACUGGUAUUUUAAUGAUCCGUUUUAAGCAUUGAAUCCCUCCACACUACAGCUUGAUAUUUAACUCAGUUGCUCUUUCUACAUGAAGUGCUGUGUGGUGAGGACGGUAUGAUGAUUAUCGAGCAAUUUGAUGAUGAUGUCAUACAGAGAAACUCUAUUUGGGUAUUAUUGCUGAUGGUAUGGUACAAUCAUAAAUCAUGAGUUUUUAAUAAUAAGAUAUAUAGUUUGACUCUUAAAUCAGCAGCGGUUAUCUGAAUGUAUUGUUUGCAAUGCUAUACUGUGAGUGUCUAUGUAUGGAGAUUAACGCUAAUGUGUUUAUUUUUUGAAAAUAUUAUACCAAAUGUGUAUUUUAAAAAAGAAAAGAUAAGUGUGUGUUUAGUAUUUGGUAAGAAAUUCUUUAUCCAUCUUAAUGCUGUACAUGUGUGUUGUUGGGCCAAAGUCAUGAGAAUAAACAACAAAAAGCAUGAA